This is a messenger RNA of Eriocheir sinensis (Chinese mitten crab), 471 nucleotides long. Its product is annotated as histidine-rich glycoprotein-like. The transcript has a single exon. The record is from RefSeq and is a predicted model, not a curated record. The coding region runs from base 1 to 471 and encodes 156 amino acids. Lineage: Eukaryota; Metazoa; Arthropoda; Malacostraca; Decapoda; Varunidae.
AUGGCUGCCCGACGCCACUCCACCGGCCAUGACAGCCUCCCGAUGCACACUCAUCACCACGGCCACCACGACGCAGCAGAUCACGAGGGUCACGAAGGUCACGGUCACUCCAGCCGGCGGGAGUACUUGAGCCCGCCUGAGGACCGCCGCAAGGAGACGCACCUCAGCCCGCACCGCUACCACCACUCACACUCCCGCCGCAGCCCCCACCGGCACCCCAGCCUCCGUAGCAGCCGCAGCCCCUUCAGGCAACACCACUGCCCGCACUGCCACAAGCACAAGGGAAGCAACAGCCCUAGGGAGGAUCGCAGCCCCAGUGACCGCCACAAUCAAGAUGACCGCCACAGCCAGAACGGCCGCCGCAGCCCGAGUCGGCGUCUUAGUUCGACUGUCCACCCCGACGCUGCUGCCCGCCACGGUCAAGGCCACAGGCGGGGCAGCACAGACAGCCACCAAAGCAGGAAAAAGUAG